This is a messenger RNA of Cylicostephanus goldi, 453 nucleotides long. NCBI's taxonomy places the organism in Eukaryota, Metazoa, Nematoda, Chromadorea, Rhabditida, Strongylidae. The record is from the annotation of a GenBank genome assembly.
AUGAGGUCGAAAGUACGUCACUUAUGGCAGGACAGUCAUGCAAUCUUAUGGAGCUCAUCUGCGAUGCUGAAGUUCCCUCUCAGGCACCCAUAUGCAAGGUAUGUCGCCUAUACGAUUAUCACGGUUGAAACUCUAUUUUUUUCUCUAAAUAUUCCACGUGUUGCUUCUCGUGUGGUGCAGUUUUUGCGAUUGCGAAAUUUUCAGGAAUGUUCCGAUGAGCUGUUGGUUGGCAUGGAUCAGCAGUUGAAAUUGCUCGAGGAUGACUGUGCAACUUAUAGACAAUUGAUCGACAUGCUGAAAGAGCAGUACUCAAAUGCCGAUGUUGCAUCGUUGAAGAAAACUCUAAGGAACCUGCAGGUAGAAUUUUGGAUUCACUUUUAUCUGUUGUCACGAUUGCUUAUCAUUCAUUUCAAUUUCUCUGCACUUUGGAUUUCUUUUUCUGUUUAUCACUAA